This is a messenger RNA of Rhinichthys klamathensis goyatoka, 384 nucleotides long. RefSeq lists its product as uncharacterized. The transcript has a single exon. The coding region runs from base 1 to 384 and encodes 127 amino acids. The record is from RefSeq and is a predicted model, not a curated record. Lineage: Eukaryota; Metazoa; Chordata; Actinopteri; Cypriniformes; Leuciscidae.
AUGGGCUCGCACUUAAGCCCAGGAACAGAUACAGGCUCAGGUCUUGGAACAGCUCUAGGAACAGGAACAAUUCUUGGAGCAGGAAUAGGUCUAGGAACAGGUCUAGGAGCUGGAGCAGGAAUAGGUCUAGGAACAGGUCUAGGAGCUGGAGCAGGAACAGGUCGAGGAACAGGAACCGGUCUUGAAGCAGAUCGAGGAACAGGAACAGGUCUUGGGAGAGGCUUUGACGUGGCGGCGGCCAACCUGGCUGAGGGCUCAGGCGGUGUGGCGUCGGCGGCCAUCGUGGCUGAGGGCUCAGGAGGUGAGGUGGCGCCCAUCUUUGCCGAGGGCCCAGGCGGUGAGGCGGCGGCCAUCUUUGCCGAGGGCUCGGGAGGCGUGACGUGA